Molecule: messenger RNA, 747 nt
Organism: Aureobasidium subglaciale EXF-2481
Lineage: Eukaryota; Fungi; Ascomycota; Dothideomycetes; Dothideales; Saccotheciaceae
Exons: 1
Cellular component (GO): extracellular region
Molecular function (GO): feruloyl esterase activity
Source: RefSeq, a predicted model, not a curated record
ACUUACAAUUUCCGCGUCCCGUCUACCUACGAUCCGACCAAGGCAGCUCCACUUAUCGUUGGUUUCCACGGGAGAGGAGACAGCGGCGCCAAUUUCGAGAGCGCUUCCGGAUGGUCUGUUGAGAAGAUCAAUCCCUAUGGUAUCACUGUAUAUCCUACUGCUAUCAGGGACUCCGACGGCCAAAACACAUGGCUAGGUGAUCCAAGUUGGGUCAACAACGCCACAAUCAAUGACUUGACCUUCGUCCAAGCUUUGGUGGCCAACAUAUCUUCUCAGUAUUGUGUCGACACCAGCCGUGUGUUUGCCGUCGGUAUGAGUAACGGUGCCGGCUUCGUUAACGUAAUGGCCUGUGAUCCCGUCAUGUCCACUGUAUUCACGGCAUUUGGCCCUCACUCUGGAGCUUUCUACACCAAAACGGGAGACGCGAACACAGUUUGUUUCCCAAACACCGUUUUGACGAACGACUUGGUCCACAAUACUUGCAGCCCCGCGAGACAGAAUCCCUUGAUCGAAUUCCAUGGUGACAACGAUGGGACGAUAUCUUACUUUGGAGGCGGUCGCAGAGGAUUCUGUCUACCGACACUGCCUCAUUGGUCUCAAGAUUGGGCUGCACGCGACAACUUGACGACCGACAAUGUGACUACUGUGCUCAACGGUGGAAACCUGACAAGAUAUGAAUUCGGUUCUUCGAGUGGACUUCUUGGUCUUGUUACCCAUUACCGAAUGGCAGGUUGGACUCAUACUUAU